Molecule: messenger RNA, 1220 nt
Organism: Ziziphus jujuba (common jujube)
Lineage: Eukaryota; Viridiplantae; Streptophyta; Magnoliopsida; Rosales; Rhamnaceae
Product: cyclin-dependent protein kinase inhibitor SMR10
Exons: 1
Coding region: 462-1025 (187 amino acids)
Biological process (GO): regulation of DNA endoreduplication
Source: RefSeq, a predicted model, not a curated record
ACAUCCAACACAACCCAACCCAACCCAACCCAAUCCUCUUGGACACUUUUAUAAUAAGAGACUAAAACACACAGAUGAGAAUGUGUAUAUUUGCUGCAUUGGAUCCUUCGUCGAUUUGGGAUUCCAUUUUUUUCAAAGCCUAGCUAGCCAUCCCUCCCACACACUCUCUCUCUUUUCUUUCUUUCUUUCUCUCUCUCAUCAACCACUUCUUGGGAGCUAAAUUCCAAACAAAACAAAGCUUUGUUUAUGAAUUCUCUACCCCAUCAAAGGUGGUGAUUUUGAUCAUCAUCUUCAUCAUAUCAAGUAUACCAUUUUUAUAUAUAAGCUCUCAAAUUCUUAAUUUUUUUUUUUUUUAAUUUCUCAUUCUUAGGAUUCCCAUUUCUACAAUUCUUGUUGUUGGUCUAUUGCUUGGUUUUAUCUUCAUUUUUUAUUUUCUACUUAGCUUGUCUUGUAUCUGGUUCAUGUGCUCCGAGUUGAAGUCAAUUUCGGUGAUGGGUGUUUCGGAUCCCGAAAUGUUUCUCACUGAGAAAGAUCUAAACGCAGUGGAAUUCAAUUUCUUGGUAAGACCCACGUUGGAAAUCCAUCACGAGUGCCCAAUUACACGUUCAGAAGAAGACGAAGAAUCCGAAGUUGUUGGUCACGACGAAGAACAAACUGCGCAAGAAAAUAAGAAAGAAGAAGGUGAUAAAUUCGAUGUGUUGGUUUCGAGUUUGAAGCUCAAAAUUCCAUCCGUACAAGAAUUCCGAGUCAAAGACGACGACAAAGAUGAUGACAACAAAGACAAUAACGAUGGAUUCAAGACUCCUACUUCUUCUGAUCAAAAGAUCCCGGCGACACUCCACUGUCCGCCUGCACCGAGAAAACCCAAAUCACUUCCGUUGUCGUCGAUGAAGCGAAAAGCUCACGGCCGGCACCGGCAAGUUCUUCUCGACAUGUCGAAUGAGAUCGAAUCGUUGUUUCCUCCGGUACUUCUAGCGGAUCUUGGCGGUGGUAAGAUUAAGAAGAAAGUUAGGAAAGGAAAUUAAUUAUUAUUGAGUAUUGACGCACCACCAAAUGAUGAUCUUCUUCUUCAUCGUCAUAAAUUAAUUAAUUAUGUAUGUUUAUGUGAAGCAAACUUAUACGUUUCCAGCUCUCUACAAUCAAAUGGAGCACGCUCAGCUCUAUAUAUGAUAAUUUCGAUCAUGAUCUUGGUUAUCCAAUUACAUUUCUUUUACCGCUCA